CUUCCGCUGUCAUCUCUCGCCAACGAUUGGCCGACGUGAACGUGACGUAAUUUGCGUGAACAAACAUGGCGUUUGAGCUGCAGUAGAGUUGUAUUGCCAUGAGAAAUGUGUCUGAAAUGUCAAAGGUUCCAACCCCACAUGCUAAGGUGGGUAAAGCCCCUGUGAAGAAGAAGAGCAACAACGCAAAACCUUACCAUAAAGCCAAAAAAGUCUACUGUAUUUUGUGUCGCAGGUUUUAUUUGAAACAUGAAGCACAUGACCAUAUGCAUAGUAUGCUGCAUCACAGAGAGCUGGAGACUGUGCUGGGCAAGGAUUCAUUUCACGAAUGUCAGGCGUGUAAGGCAUCCUCCAUGGGUUUAAAUGAGUUUGCUCAGCACAUCUCCACCGCUCAACACAAAACCAAGUUGAAGAGCUUGAUGAUGAAAAAUGUCAAGGCCGUGUCUCUGUGUAAGACUCUGAGCAAAGAGACCAUGGGCCGGAUCAUCGAGAGAAACAAGACACUAAAAAAAGAGGAGAAGAAAGCAGUGAAAAAGAAAAAAAAGAAACUGAAGCAGGUAGCUGGUCAGCAGCGUUCAGAAAUGCAACAGGGAGCCAGGAAUAAUAACAUGGCGGUGUCCAAUGUGGCGAAGCUGGCAAAGUCCAACCAAGUGAACAUGAGGAUGCUGCAUCAGGAAACUUACCAACAAGGAAGGAACAAUGCUGUUGUUCAAAACAAAGAGAACAAAGUUUCCAGUCUACAAAGGUCUCUUCACCAAAGGGAAUCAACUCGAGAACAGUCCACACAAUCGGCUCAGCAGCUGAGGUAUGAUGACAACUAUUCUGUCAAAAUUGAGAGCUCAGACAGACUUGUUAGAAGGCCUUACAAAACCCAAGGAGGUGCUACCAACAAGCCAAAACAAAAAUCAUGGUCUACCGUCACCCAGAAUGACUAUUACAACAAGCAGGAUGAUGGAGAAUUCACCAGUGAUCACCUUCCUCAUAACGGAGCCAUCAUCUUUGGUCAGGACCAGAAGGAGAGUCAGGCAUCUUCUCAGCCAGCACAAGAAAGUUCUGCUCAGCCUGCUACUGCAAACGGAACUGCGAACGCUGCUCCAAUACGGGACGUCGACGUCAGUGCGAUGCUACGGCAAAUCAGAAGAGCGCUUGGUGUGAGGGAGCCGUGUAGAGCUGACCGUGAAGCCAGGAAGCAGAACAGUGAGGCAGGAGUCCGGAUGGCCGAUCAUAGCACCACGAAACAAGCUGAAGAUGAUAAAGAGCAGCCGGCAAGUGGCUCCUUUAGGAAGUACACCAAGAAGGCUACACCGAACGUCACCUCUGCUGCAGCUACAUCUGUGCAAUCUUCACAGGUUAACAGCCCUGCCCUCGCAUCCCAAUAUGGCGUUUGUCACUCCGAUAUUACUCCCCCUAAGCCAAAGCAGACAACAUUAAAUAUGACACAAGGAAUGACUCAAUCGAUGUUUGCAGGUGACUCAAAUAGACAAUCAAAUAGCAGGGAGAGAGAAUCUCAGGAGCCCCUCGACAGCCAGACCUCUACCAGCCAAUCUCCGACCACAUCCUCUGAGCCCAACCUGAACAUCAGUCAAAAGGUUCGAAUUGCCCACAAAUCAGCCAAAGUUCAGGCGCGAAAAGAGGCUGGGCUUAAACCAAUCAUAAAUAAAAUGCUCAGCUCAUCAGGGGCCAAGAAUAAGUCGAGCUGGAGGGAGAUGUAUGAGGAGAGGAAAAGGAAAAAGCAGGAGAGAGACAAAGGCAUGCCCAGGUUUGGAAUUGUGUUGGCGAACCCUCUGUCUGACAAGGACAGCUCAACACAAGCAAAGGACAAUGACGCAUCUCUGUCAGAAGGCUUUCACUGGGAGUCGUUCACAGACAGUCCUUCAGGUGCACAUGGGACCUUGUUACCUCCUCCGCCCCAGAACACAACUUCUAAUGACUCUCACACAGAAACACAGUCAGAAUCUCAGAUGCAAGAGCCUUUGGAGCAGCCUGGUGCAGCACAGGAAGGCUACAGCAAUCAGACGGCUGAAGCUGUCUCUGUGAAGCAGGAGUGGAACUUGGAGGAUGAGAAUGGAGAUGUCAGAGCCAACAGUAUUGUCAGCAAGAGGAAGCGCAACGCUUAUGAUGGCAUUUCUGAUAUGGAGCCAAGUGGAAGAAAGAAGAAAACAAAGUCAAACAAUGACAAGGACCAAAUGGACCAGCUGUUGGCUGUGUCUCUGAGGGAGGAUGAGCUGAGUCACUCUCUGCAGGAUUUGGACAAGACUCUGGUCCAGGCCCGCAAUGCCCUGCAAGCUGCCUACACAGAAGUGCAAAGACUCCUGAUAUUGAGACAGCAGUUUACUGCAGAGGUCAACAAUCUGAGAACCCAGCGCAUUGAAAUCCUGCAAGGGAUGCAAGGAGGAUACACAGGAGCAGAAAAAGCCCGCACCUCAUCAGCAGGGUCUCCUGCUACUGUGCAUCCAAGACUCUCUCCCCUUCCUUCCUUAGCCUUCCCCACCUCCACCAGCCAGCAACCAUCUCCCAUAAACCCAGCAUGUUCCAUAAGCCCCCUUGCCUUGCCAACCAUGCCAGUGAAGCAGGAAAUCUUCAAACCAACCACAGCUGGACAGUCCAGUCAGUUUGCCAAAACAAUCUCAUGUAACUCUGAUACACAUUUCCCCCCCUCACUGCUGCUUCCGUCACCAUGCUUAGCUGCUCCUACAACUGCUGUUACCUCUCAUAAACAACUCAAACAAGAGUGCUCUGCAUUUGAAAGUACAAAUAGUUUUCCCGAAUCAUCAACCUUGCAGGAGACAGCUACGUUAGUGAGGGGAGAGACCCCCUCAGCUGACAGUGAUUCUGUGGAAGAGACGGGAGGAAAUCUCUGCAUAGAACAAGUUAAAGAAAAAGAGCCAGCAGCAGAGAAGCCAGUCUCCUCUGUUGUCCCCCAAAGAGGUCAAAUUACAUCUUCUGCAGCCCCAGAUGACGAUGGAGGGAACGAGAGCGACGCCUCUGUCGAAAUGGUGGAGCCCCGCAACCUGGUGGUCAUUGAUAUCGAUGAAUCGGACAACGAGGAUGCACCAAAUGUUCCCAUCCACCAAGAGCCUCCUCAAAAGUCUGUCAGUGUGGAGUUCAAUUCUUCAAGCACACAGACAUUCCAGCAAAGGGGUGUUGAGAGAAAAAUUCAGCCUGCAACUGUGCCAGUAAAAGAUACCAAAGUUGCUCUAGCAUGUGUGGAUGUGGUCGAGGAUGAGGAGCCUUCCGUAGGAGCUUUUUUGAAUCACACAGGCCCCGUCCACGGCCUCCAAGUUCACGAAGGCCAGUUGUACACAUGUUCAGGGGACAACACAGCACGGGCCUACAGUCUGAAGACCAGGGGGUGCGAGGCAGUGUUUGAAGGUCACACAAACAAAGUCAACUGUCUGCUGGUGUCGGCUUUCCUAAACAUGCCACCACGCCUCUACACCGGAUCCAGUGACCAGACCAUCCGCUGUUACAGCAUAAAGACCAAGAGGUGUCUGGAUCAGAUCUCUCUAACGGACAGAGUGUUGUGUUUGCACGUUGCCUGGAACAUCCUGUAUGCUGGACUGGCCAAUGGAUCAGUUGCUAGCUAUGACUUGAAGACUCUGAAGCACUUAGAUGUGUUUGAGUGCCACGGCCCGCGAGGUGUGAGCUGUCUGGGUACAGCACAGGAGGGCGCCCGCCGAGUGCUGCUGGUCGGCUCCUACGACAGCAGCAUCAGCGUACGGGAUGCCAAGAGUGGCCUGCUGCUGCGUGCGCUGCAGGGUCACACCAAAACUGUUCUCUGUAUGAAGGUGGUGAAUGACCUGGUCUUUAGCGGCUCCAGUGACACAUCUGUUCAUGCCCACAACAUCCACACGGGUGAGUUGGUUCGUAUCUACAAGGGUCAUGAUCAUGCGGUCACGUCAAUCGUCAUCUUGGGGAAAGUGAUGGUGACAGCCUGUCUGGAUAAACUGGUCAGAGUUUAUGAGCUACAGUCUCAUGACCGUCUGCAGGUGUACGGGGGUCACAGUGACAUGGUGAUGUGCAUGGCCGUACAUAGGAGUGUGGUCUAUACAGGCUGUUAUGACGGCACUGUUCAAGCUGUGACGCUCAACUUGAUGAAGAACUACCGCUGCUGGUGGCAGAAUUGCACUCUGAUCUUCGGCAUGGCGGAGCAUCUUUUGCAGCACCUCGUCAGAGAUCACAGCAACCAGAACCUGCAAACUGCCAAAUGUCGGUGGAAAGGCUGCAGCACUUUUUUUGGCACUCAGCAGUCUGUUCAGCAGAAGCUGCCCGAACACAUGCAGAACCACGUGAAGAAUGACAGUGAAGUGCAGCCUUGAAAACAGCUGCGGUGAAGUGAUGCAGCAAAUAAGGUUGGAGUCGCAUCUGUAACAACACAUCUGCUGAUUUUGUUUUCCGAUUUCUUUCCCCCAUUAAUUUCCAAUUGGAGAUAAUGUUUUCCUGUGAUUGUCUAUCUUUUAAGGUGAGCAUCUCUUGGUAUUGUGCAUACUGUAUGAUCUCUGUGGCAGUGAGACAAGACAGAUUACUUGUUAUUGAUCCCUGAAGCCGUUGCAUGAAUAGAUUAAGACGUUUAAUCUCUAACAUUCAAUCAGUCCUGUUGUUCAAAUAAUUAUUUUCAGGAUUAUUUGCUGUUAUUUUUUGGUCUACAAGUUUUUUGUUUUCACUAUGAAUUCAUGACUUGGUUUUAUAGACCAUCUAUAUAUUGAUGUAUAUUGUACAGUAAACCUCUUCAGCGAUGUCAUUAGUAUAUGUGGAGCUAAUUACUCAGAACAUUUAAACAACUAUGCAGCACUGAAAUAAACACUUCAGAGUAGUUUUUGCGAAGCAGCCUAUAGUGUGAAAUGCCUUCAGAAGCGAUCUUGUUUUAAUUUGUUUUGGCCAUUGACUCAAAGUGGAGGUAACAGGUUUUGAUAUUGCCUGAAUAUAUUGACCAACAGCAAAGCAGAGAUGCCAAAGUAUCCAAAUCUGAAUCAAAUGAUUCAGAAUUGAUUCAAAUUUAGUGAUACAUCAACACCCAGUUUGUGACAUUGUCUGUCUGCACACUCAAGUUAUUAUAAAGGAUUAUUCCACUAGUUUAGCUUUGCGCUCCUGUCAUAUUAUAAAUUACAAAAAAGGACAAAAAUCAACGCAGCAGAACACGAUAUAUAUUUUGUAUUCCAUGCAUUCGUCUUUAUGUUAAAACGUGCCGCCUACAAUACCCACAAUACAACUUGACCGCCAACAGUUCGACGCAGAUUUGGGUGCGUUAUGCUAGUCAUCCGUCAUUGUGAUCAUGUUGGGUUAUUUUAGGAAGGGUCAGAGCUCUGAGGAUGGUUGGGAGGAUUUUUGAAUCCUUAUUAAGGUUUUUCAUGAUUUUAUUCCUGAGAUUUUCCUCACUUCAGUGUGGAACGGACAAGUGCACAUGGACAUUGGCUCAGUUGUGGAAAUAUAUAGGCUUAAGUUGCUGUUUACUGUAUUAUUUAUGUAAAGGUGCAGUUUCGGAAGUAACUCCAGGGUUUGAAAUCCAUUAGCUAAUAUUUAGCAACUGAUACUUUCUGUAUAAAGAAAACAAUGUGUAUCUCUACCCUCCUGCUCUUAAAUUACUUUUUUUUUAAUCCAAAAAUUAUUUUUCCCUGACACCACAAUGUUAAGACAGUGUAUCCCUAAUUACCCGCUUUCAAGCAUGAAAAUUCCUUAUGUUGACUAAGAGGUUUGUCAAUAAUAAAAACAUGUUCAGCAUCAUUACACAUACAAACCAUCCACUAAUUUAUAACUUUUACACUUCCACAUUUCCCAGAGAGUUAUUCUAGGCAAUGUACUUGUCCCCUAUGUCACUUUGAAAACUCUACUACUUUGAAAAGUAGUCGUGAAAGUUGUCAGACUAAACUGUCCAGAGAGUAACUUCUAAGUAUGCUGUUUUGAAGUCAUGCCUUCAUUUUUGUAUGUUAUAGUGUACAGUGUGUAUUUGAUUUGUGUUAAUACCUACUGUGUGUGAACAGCAAUAAAAAAAACAAAUAUAACUCAGUUCUCAUAUUCAAACAUUUCUUAACACUGAUGUUUCUAUCUUUGUAUUACCAACCAAAUAUUCUUCACAACAUAGGAACUUAAGAUACAAAGGUCAAUGCUGCUGAUACCCUGCUUGGCUCACCACCAAUUGCUGCUAAAUGCCAAACACUGAUGUUACAUGGUAAUCAAGCUACACUGACUUCAGCAUUCAUCAGAUUUUGUUGCUCUCAUCAGCACUAUAGAGGGCUGAUCCCGUUUUAGGAAUAAGCAGGAUGUCAUUCACUUAAAGUGAAAAUUCACCACCUUUUAUGUAGAUAUCUAAUCAAUUUUGAUAGUGAAUGUUGUCAAUAUAAGCAAUAAAUCCUGUUGUAGUUCAAUUGUGUAAAUAAAGUUAAGAAAAUAAUCAGAAUUACAGCCACAUGGUUGUAUGCCUCUGUAAACCAGUCAUGUUACAGUUUACAUCCAUGUCUGUCCAAAAUUUCAUCAUUUCUAUUAUUAUUUAGCAUAAGAAACGGUGACCUUUGACCAAUGACUGCUAGUACAGCUCCACGAGCAGGAGAACUCAGCUUUCUUGAUCAAAUUAGCAAACACUAAAUUGACUACAUUUACCAUAAACACUGAAUGGACAU
Molecule: messenger RNA, 6611 nt
Organism: Anoplopoma fimbria (sablefish)
Lineage: Eukaryota; Metazoa; Chordata; Actinopteri; Perciformes; Anoplopomatidae
Gene: znf106b
Product: zinc finger protein 106b
Exons: 21
Coding region: 99-4316 (1405 amino acids)
Cellular component (GO): cytosol; membrane
Molecular function (GO): RNA binding; SH3 domain binding
Source: RefSeq, a predicted model, not a curated record